Messenger RNA from Cebus imitator (Panamanian white-faced capuchin), 2648 nucleotides. It is a transcript of the gene LINS1, whose product is annotated as lines homolog 1. The transcript has 8 exons. The record is from RefSeq and is a predicted model, not a curated record. The coding region runs from base 377 to 2647 and encodes 756 amino acids. Lineage: Eukaryota; Metazoa; Chordata; Mammalia; Primates; Cebidae.
UCUUUGCGCAUGCGGGAGGAGGGGCCAGCGUGUACUUUCUGUGAACUACGGUGGCCCAGAGAGGGCAGGUGUGUUCUCUAGAAUGGCGGUGUGAAGAGAGUUGGCCUGAGCCAGAUCCCAGGCAGAUAACCCGGAGCAGCCGCUGAGCUGGGCGGCAGGGGAGGCCUUUAACAAGGGAGAUGUGAGACAUCAGUCAACAUAUGUAAAAUGAACAUUAUUUCAGUCCGGAAAAGUGGGACAACUCCAAGCAGGGAGGAGGCUUCCUGGUCACAGGUUUCACUGAAGAAACAUCUUAGAGAUUUAUCGCACUUCUGAGAUUUAAUAUUUACAACUUGGAGUUGUCAACCUUCUUGUAAGAUACAUUUUGGAAGUCAAAAUGAAAGUUUUCUGUGAAGUUUUAGAACAGCUAUACAAGAAGGUACUUCUUGGAGCCACACCUGAAAAUGACAGCCAUGAUUACAUCUUUUAUCUCAACCCAGCAGUUUCAGAUCAAGAUUGCUCUACGGCCACCUCCUCAGAACAGGCAAGCCCUGGCAUCCACGGCCAACAUCAGCCCAUCUCUGUCGGUUUGGCUCCCAUUGCUGUAGCACCCGCGUGUUUGAAGAGCAACUCUCAGAUGAGCAGUUCCAGAGAAGUAACGCUCCUUCAGUUGACAGUGAUCAAAGUGAUGACGACUCGAAUAUUGUCUGUCAAAACUGAUUUCCAUGCAAAGGAGAAAUACAGAGAUAUCAUUAAAAUUCUCUUAGAAUCAGUCGAAGUUGAUUCUAAAUUAAUCUGUAUGUUCCAAAAUUCAGAUAAAUUGUUAUCUCACAUGGCCGCACAGUGCCUUGCAUUGCUUCUAUAUUUCCAAUUGAGAGAAAAGAUUACCUUAAGUAAUUCCUGGAUUGCUUUUUGCCAGAAAAAUCUCUCUGAAUACUCUGAGAGUAAUAAAGCAAUGUACUGCCUCUGGACUCUUACAGCAGUAAUAAAAGAAAUCUUUAAAGAUUCAUGUUCACACAAAGCAGAAAUUCUAAAGCAGUUCCUGACUCAUUUCAACACGAUUUUUGAAGCGUUUUACAAUUCCUUAUUCUCUCAGCAUUUUGAAAACUGCCAAGAUACGUCUAAAAUAGUAAACAUCCUGAUGUGUUUCCUGGAGUUGCUUGAGCUUCUCAUAGCCUCCAGAAUCUACCUGAAGUUACAUUUCACUUCCCAGAGGAUUUUAUUUUGGAAGCCAACUUGCGUGCUAGAAGUUAUUACAUGGCCUAUUCAGGCUUUUGUCAAAAGAAAGUUCAUUAUAUUCCUCAAAAAGUGCCUUCUCUGUAAAGUGGGUGAAGACCUCUGUAGUAGAUCUGUGCCUGCCUUCAUGCCACCAGACCAUCAGGUAGCAGUGGACAUGCUGGCAUUAGCUAAUGCUGUUUUGCAAGCUGUGAAUUCAGGGUUGUUGAAGACACUGUCUGUUCAUGGAAAACAUUCCUUUUUUGGAGGUGAUGAAGUUCAACCUGGAUGUGAACAUAUCUUUGGUCCAGAUCAUGUGAUCCUUAGAGCAGCAAGCUUAAUUAUAAUGAAAUCCUUAGAAAUCAAGUUUCAAAAUUGUUCUUCGGCAAGUGAAAUGAAAGUUGACUUGCAGAGGUUCAUGUCUGAGUUACUGACCUUCUUAAAGCCUCACCUUCAGCCCUCUCUGCAAUUACAUAAUCCGUGCAAAUGGCUGUCUAGGGUUUUCAUAGAACAAGACGAUGACAUGCUGGAGGCUGCAAAGGCAUCACUGGGCAUCUACUUAACCCUGACCAGAGGAUGUGAAGCCACUGAAAGCUUGACUCAGGGAAAGGAAAUGUGGACCCAUCACACACAUGAAAAUGGCUAUAAUCCUCACUGUAUUUUCCUAUUCUUCUUAGGAAAUAUAGGAUUUGAUUCUACAGUUCUUCUUGACUUUCUGAUUUCAUCAGAAACCUGUUUUCUUGAAUAUUUCGUUAGAUAUUUAAAAUUACUGCAAAAGGACUGGGAUAAUUUUUUCACCAUUUGCAAUAACUUUGAUGCAGCUGAAUCUAAAUAUGAUAUGAGUACUUGUGACUGUGUCCCCUCACUUGUCCAAGACCAAAGCACCAACCAAACAAUACCCCAUCGUUUGACUGCUCCUCAUAGUCACAUAGAGGUGUGUGCCUGCCACUCCCAGGCUUCUGAUGCUCCCUCUGAACCACUGAGAGCUGCGACGUCCAAAGGUAAUCACCCCAUGUGCACUCCUAGUCUGUCUUCCCCCCGGGCUUCUCAAAGUCUGGUAGAUUAUGACAGCUCUGAUGAUUCUGAAGUAGAGUCCACAGACCAGUGUCUAGCUAACAGUAAACAGACAUCUUUAUACCAACAAGGAACUAAAGAGAUUCAGGACGCAGCUGUGACAAGCAGGGAUGAAAAAGAAUUUAGCCUUGAGCCUCCAUCAAGACCUCUGUUUGCGAAAGAAUCUGAUACUGCCUUCUCCUUUGAUUGUGAAGUAGUCCCAAAUGAUGUCAUCUCUGCAGUGGGAGUAUUUUACAGAACAGUUAAAUGCUUCAAAGAACUACAAGGUGCCAUCUGCCGUUUGCAAAAGAAAAAUCUUUUCCCAUAUAAUCCAACUGCACUUUUGAAGUUGUUAAAAUACAUAGAGGUGAUAAGUAAUAAAACUAUGAACACUUUGUAAA